Molecule: messenger RNA, 6384 nt
Organism: Porites lobata
Lineage: Eukaryota; Metazoa; Cnidaria; Anthozoa; Scleractinia; Poritidae
Source: the annotation of a GenBank genome assembly
AUGGCGGACAGCGAUGAAGAUACGUUCGCAAGUUUUGGCACUCCUUUUGAAAUUCUUGAAGAAGAUGCCCCGCGUAAAAAGGCUGUUCCAAUACAUGAACAAAUUGUUACCGAUACUGAAGGAAGACGGCGAUUCCAUGGCGCCUUUACCGGCGGAUUUUCAGCUGGUUAUUUUAACACGGUUGGCACGAAAGAAGGAUGGCAACCUUCAACUUUCGUGUCAUCACGAUCGAAAAAAAUGGAACAAAGAGCGCAGAGACCUGAAGAUUUUAUGGAUGAAGAAGACAUUGGAGAGUUUGGAAUCGCUCCCAAAAGAAUAACGACAAAGGAAAAGUUCUCGGUAUUGGACCGAGAGCCUCAAAGCCGUAAACGGGUCGUAGAAGCGGAUGACGCACUAAGAGUUAUUCCUGGCGAACCCGUGUUACAGGAUCUUGUCCUUCCAGUGGAAAUGUCUGUCGGUGUUGAACUGUUAAAGAAGAUGGGUUGGAAGGAGGGGCAAGGAAUUGGACCUCGUGAGAGAAGAUCAAAGAAAAAGGUAAUUAUAAUGUUGAGCUUAUGUUUUUCACUUUUCUCUCUUUGUGUUCAAUUCUUGCAUUUGUAAGUUCAAUAAAUUGAAUUACAGAGGCAGGAUUAGCUCAGUCAGUAGAGCUCUUGACCACAGAGCAGAAGGUUGAGGGUUCGAUUCCCGGGGAUGGACAAGUACUCAGAAAUAACUGAGAAAAAAUAGCCGUCUGUCCAGUCUCCAGUAGGAGAUGUCAAAGUAGUGUCAUCAAUUAGUACUUUCGUGCUAAACGCACUAACACUCAAAUAAAUUGCAUUGUUAUCAUUUUUUUUGGUCAACCACAGUAAUUAAUGCAGUCUUGAGCUCACUCGAACAAAAACUGGAGAGGCACUGAUUGCCUCAAAAAGCUGAUGAGCCAUAAAUUUUUGAUUCAGAUAGCAGAACAACCAUUCCUAAUUAAAAUAUGAAGAUUGGUAACAUUGUUUACUUUAAAAAAGUUUUAAAAUUCCAAGCUUUUUAAAGAACUUUUUUUGCAAGACCAUGGUUAUGGAUUUUUAUUCGAGCCAUCUGCUCUUUGUUAAGUUUUGAUUAAAAUCCCAUACUCUGGUUAUUCUCAUGUUAUUACUACCCACAAGAAGCUUGACAGUAGCUAUCUCUUCAGGUUUAUGGUUGUUCCCUUCCACCUGGGCUUCCAUUCCAAGCAACGGACCAUAAUCAGGAAGAAGAAGAUAUUUUUGCUGUUGGUCUUCUCUUUGCUCCAAAAGAUAUUGAUGCCUUUACUUUUACUCCGAAAGACAACAAGCAUGGAUUGGGAUAUAAAGGUUUGGAUCCAUCAACUGCAUUGAUCGGUCGAGAUGACUGGCUUGGAAUUGAUCCUGUAUCAAGCAGAGUAGGAAAGAAGGGCAUCGCUGGGGAGGUACGAUUUAACCCAUUAAGCCUCAAUAGCCACAUACAAAUUCUCCAAACUGAUCUCCAUACAUUUUGUUUAAGAAAAUUAGUUAAGAGAAUCUGAUAAAAGAUCAUGGCAUUUUCUCUUUGGUGAUCAUUUUAUUAAUUCUCAUAACUUUAUCUCUUGACAAUGUUGGUCACUAUUCGCACCUAAAGGGUUAAGCCCAACUUCAUAAUGAUAGACUUUGUGUCCUACAAUUCAGGAAGUAAUUCAGCAAGUCAUUUUAAAUUCGCCAGUUUGAAUUACAAGCCUGAUUACCCCUGAAUUGUACAUGAGCUCUAUUUGAAAUCACAAGUAUGAUUUAGACCAAAAGUGCACAACACAAAGUUCAAUAAUUACUGCUUUUUUUUCAUCCUGUAACAUGUUUUUGUUCUUGACAGUCAUAUUAGCUUGAUCACUAGCUUUCCUUAGCUGAUCUAGUUUGGUUUUAAAAAUUGAAAACUUUUGUUAUGUAGUUUUGAGGAUGUGGAACAGCAUACAAGGAACAUGUGGAUUUCUUCACAUAUGCUAUUUAUUGGUCGAUUAUGACGUGUAUCAUUGACUUUGUGUGACGAUAUACAUCAAAACUAAUAUGAGAGAGGACAGCAUUAAGAUAUGACAUUAUCGCAGUUGCGUUUGUUUCAUUCAAAAUUAGGUGUCAGAAGGUUGCAUGACUUUGAUUUAAAUGAAGCUAUUGAUGUUUAUGAUUAUUUUUCUCACAUAUUUUCUAUUGCCAUUGUAAAAGUUUUGAAUACCUUAAUUAACCAAGGUUUCAGUUCGUGAUAUCGCAAAAAUUAAGAGACUUAUGUUUCAAAAUUUAGGAAAAUUGCUACAUUAAAGUGCUGCUAAAUAAUGAUUUUUCAAAAUUGCUAAAUUAUCAUGUCACCAAAAUUUCAUGUAAUGUGUAAUGAGGUACAGCUUGAAUCAUGCGUUGGGGAGACAAGGCUGCCUAUACAAACUACAUGUAGUUUGCUGUAAUAUUAUUGUACCGUGCAUGUAGAGUCAUAAUAGCCCAUGAGGCCAAAGGCCAGAUGGGCUAUUGACUCAGAGGCCAUAAGGGCAAGAGGAAUAAUUGUUUUAGUAAAAUUCAACUAGUUGGUCAAUAUCAAGACAAAACAACUCUAGCUAGUUAAAGCUAGACUUUAAUCCUUUUUUGCCGCCAAAAAGCCACCAGUAGGCUACAACAUAUAGCCUAGUAGUAGCUCAACCAAUCAGAACGCAGCAUUGAUAAUAGACCACUAGUUGGAUUUUACUAAAUAAUAUCACAACUCUGAGUAUACAAAAGGAAAGGUUUCCAAUGUUAUUGCUUGUUUAUGCAUGUAGGCCUUUGGUGUUGGUGCUUUUGAAGAGGAUGAUGAUGACAUUUAUGCAGUAGAUCACAUGUCAAACUAUGACGCAGAGCUGACAGCUGAUCGUAGUUCGGGUUUGCAUGGUUGGACUGGUCCCCCUAAAGAAAGUGCCAGAGGUUAGUUCCUGUAACGUCUCUUUGCUAAAACCCAUCCCCAGUGGCUGGAUGUGAGGAAACAGCCUGUGAAUACAGCUGUCUCACCUGCUCCUCCCCACCAGGGAUGUUUCUCAGGAGAGACGUCUGCACUGGAAUGGCAGAAAUGCCAUAUUAAUGACAUAAAUUUAUUAAUAAUAUACAUUACUGAUCUGGAAGUCUGGGGUUUUAAAUGUAUAUUUGGUUCACCUAGCUGUUGGGGGUGCCAUACCUAAGGAAUAUCAGAUGGUUUUGUUUUUUUAGCCUGAUGAAGUUUGCUGCCUCUACAUCAUGAUCUGCUUAGUUGUCGUGAUUGCUAUGACAAAGGGAAAGAAGGACAUACAUUGUAGUGCUUAGGAGGAAGUUGCCUGCCAAAUUACAUAGGAUACCAAUAGUCUGCAAGCAAGCUCUCCAGGGCACUCUGUUGGUGGGGUAGGAAAAGGAAGGAGAGCUUGCAACUGUCUCUGGAAUUUGAAUAUCUGCAUUGAAAAAGUUGAUGCGAAAUGCUGAUUGGCGAAGAUGACACUAGUAUUGACGUCAUUACCUUUUUAAAGUGUUUACAUUCACACUUGUUUCUGCUUUGCACUGAUUGGCGGGAUUCUGACAGCUCACUCGACAGGGAGCCAUAGAGGAAUUGGAGGUGGAAUUGACAUUCCAGAGACGUAAUUGCAAACUCUCCUUCCUUUUCCCUCCCCGCCUCCAGAGUGCCCCCGAGAGCUUGCUCGCAGGCUAGACACCAAGUGUAGCUGAUGUUUAAGCACACUUGCACCCAACAUAACCUUGUUUGGUUGUCAGCUCCUUGUACUCUCUCAUUCUCCCUACCUUUGAGAGAACAUUUUGUGAGAGAGAUGUUUUCAUUCAUUUUAGCCUCAGCAAUUCCAUACUGAUGACAUAAAUCAAUGUUUACACAGCUACUCUGGUAGUUGUGGGUAGUUCCACAGGCAUUAGUCUUUUUAGUAGUGUCUUUUUCUCCCCAUUAAUUAUCAAGCGGACAGAUAGUAUGUCAGUCUGUCAAAAGGCUGGAUUUGGGAUAGUAGUAGAGUUUUACUGAAUGAAUGCUCUAAAAAUAAAGUGGUUUCCUCUCAAAUGCUUAUUUAUUUGCAUUUAGGUGGUGCACUGUCAAUUUUCACAGCCACGCCCAAAGCUACGGAUGCCAUGAAAUCCUUUCCUCCACCUGUGGUCCCACGAGACUUCAACUGCACUCACACAUUUUCCAGUGCUACAACGGUGACAGCCACAAAAUCAGAAGAAAAUAAUCAAAUAAGAAAGUCUUUGACUGCUUCAGACAGAGGGGAAAUUCUUGGUGAAGAACCCAUUCCCACCCCUAAGAAAUCCGUUUUUGAGUUUAUGGCUAAAGAGGACAAAGAACGUAUUUUGUUGUCUUCGAAGGAGGUGGUACCUAAAGCUUCCAGUUCGCCACCUACGGCUGUGAGCUCUGUGUCAAGUGCUUCAGUCAAUUUGUCCUCGAGGAUCUGGUCUGGACAUAGUAGUUUUAAGCCAUUUGCAAAAGAUGCAGCUAAACAAGCAAGGUAUGAGGAGUUUUUGAAGACGCAGAAAGGAGAACAGGUCUCCCAAAAGCUUAUUGACAGGUGAGUCAAAUGUGUUUUGUGCUUUGGCUUAUAGCUAACAACGUGUUCCAGACAGUUGGUGGCAGGGCUUACUUAGUAAGCAGAGGCGGUACCCUGAUCAGACUGCUAGAGAUGCCCACAAACAGAUGGAGCAACAUUUCAUGUAGCCGGCGGCAAAAAAAAACGCGAACUUAUCUUGGUCUUGCCUAGUCCCUGUACGGCGUUUUCCCUCUCUUUUUCGCUUGGACCACGUGACCCGAAACGCUUUGGCCGCGCGGAAUAAUGAGCCUAGGGACUAGGCAAACUUCGGUUAGGAUUGUUUGUUUGUUUGUUUGUUUUUUUUUAUUUUAGUGUUUGGCUGUUGACAACAAAGAUAACGUUCCCAGUGAGGCAAUCACAACCACAUUUUGCGGCUGCCAAACACGUUUGUCCCCGUUUGGUAGAAAACGUAGAAGAAAGUACUUUAGACAUUAUUAAAAUUACUGUUAUUAUUUUUAUUUUACUGCAGUGGGCUGACAGAGUGGGAGCGAGAGAGAGAACAAGAAGAAUUUUCUCGCUCUGCUGCAUUGUACCGACCCCUUAACACAGCAAUGGCGGCAAGAUUUACAACUGCACAGUAUCAAGACGACCACAGAACUGUUUACGAGGACGUCCCUGCUCAGGAAUCUUCAGACUCAACAGAUCAAAUUAAGGCCGCCAGCAUGAAAAUGUUUGGAAAAUUAACUCGCGAUAAUUUUGAGUGGCAUCCAAGUAAAAUCUUAUGUAAGCGUUUUAACAUUCCAAACCCUUAUCCUGGUUCUGAUGUUGUUGGUGUUCUUAAAACACGAAGGUCUAAGUUCACUCUUGGAGAGUUUAUAACGCCGGUUAAGCCGCAUUCUAUAGCUAACGACCCGUCCACGAGAUCUGGCGAAGAUAGCCAAUCCGACAAACUCGAUAAAAGGUCUGAAACUACCGGGAUAAAUAACGCGUUACCGAAGACUUCAGAAUCAGUGUCGAUGACAUCUGAGUUAGUAGCAAGAACUUCCGCUGAAUCUUCGUCAGCAACCACGUCUGUCUUACCAGAAACUAAUGUACGAGUAACUGAUGUACCAGAAAGUACAGGGGUAGAGAAAACCACCAAAGAACCACAAAAUAACGAGGAUACAUCUGCUCCCAAGCGACCACCAAUGGAUUUGUUUAAAGCGAUAUUCGCUAAUUCGUCUUCCGACGAAUCCGAAGCGAGUGAGGAAGGCGAAGAUGACGAUACCGAACGUUUAUCGAUCCAGGCUUCGGGGGAUCAAACAGGGAAUAAAGAGGCUGUGAAUAACAAUGGUGAAGUAAACAGGAAGUCGGAUUCUCAUACUACUCAACAGAGAAUGUUAGAGGAAGGCUUGUCUAACGUGAAACAUAACGAAGAAGAACUCAAGCCUACUGAAUCCGAGCCUGUAAAUGUUAAACCUCUUGAAGCUGAGAAACGGGAAACAUCUCCUGAUAUAUUUGGUCCUGCUCCUCCUCCUGUUGUUCGUAACAACGAGUUUUCAAGUCCUCUGUCGAGAGAAAAACACAACAGAGACGGAGCUUAUAGCAAGGAAGACUUGGAAAGUGCAAGGCGUAUUAAGAAAGACAAACGUAAGGACACAAGAAAGCGUUACUCUGAAUCAUCAGACAGCGAGGAAGAGUACAAGUCAAAACGCAAACAUAAACAUAAGGAGAAGAAGAAACACAAGCAUAAGCAUAAAAGCAAGAACAGACAUCACGGCGAAGAGAGGGAAAAACACAAACUAAGUGACAAGAAAGAUACCCAAACAAAUGAUUCCAGACAGGCUGAAAACAUUUCUUUGUCAGAUGAUAAGCAGAUUCUAAAUAAGUUGAAGAAUUUACAGAGUUUAAAAGCAGGGAAGAGGAUGCGCGCCAUGGAUUUCAUGUGA